AUGGACGACGACCACCAUCGCUACGACGAUGGCGCAGACAGCCGCAGGAACAGGUUGCCGUCAUUCACAGAGGUCUUGUCUCGGCGGACACGACCCCCGGUAGACCUGUUCAUGUUCUACCUGUUCCUCCAGCGUGAAGGCUCGGAAGAUAUACUCGAUUUCUGGCUUGACGUUCAACAGCAUGAAAAUCUAUGUCGCGCAUAUUUUAAAGACGUGCGCAAGUCGGGACGAACUAUCAGGGAAGAUUGGCCGGAGUACUGGGAUUAUGCGCGAAGGCGCGGAUCGAUAUAUGGCACGGUGGUGGGGAUGAAUCCACAGAUGGGCACAAAGCGAAGCACAACGAGUACGACAGACAUGCCCGACCAGGAUAGACGCAACCUCGCCGGGUACGGCGACGAGAAAGCCGGGCGUAGCCCAAGUCCUCGCAUGAUGUCGACAACCCCGGCUACCGCCGUAGCCACUGAGCCACCGCGCUCUACGACCCCAUUCUCUCUCUCCGGUCGCACACCUACUCUAUUCAAUAUGCGACGUGCAUCGCGCGCCCCGACAAUAAUUCCCCGCACCUCUGCUAUCACGCGCCAGAACCUGAUAGAAUCUGCGGAACGCAUAUACUUCCGCUACCUGUCACCUGCCGGGACGGUUGGCUCAGCUGAAAACCAUGAGAUCUACCUGCCGCCCGCCCUCCGAGUACAUACCUUUCCGCUGAACAGCUCUCAUGAGCCCAAGUCGCAGAGUGACCUCAAUAUAAUGGCACAGAUCCCGGAUAUGUUCCAUGCGCAGAAGGAAUACUGUUUCCGUGCUAUGGAGCAGGAUGCGUUUCCGCGAUUCUUGCGCGCGAAGGCAUUCGGGAAUUUGACACCAGUGUCGGCCCUAGUGCGGCUGAUUGUGGGGCUAAUUAUCCUCUGGAUCGGACUGGCGGUGGGAUUCUCACUCAUCUUCCUGGACGUGGAACCUAAGUCUAAGCGCUUCUUCCUCUUCUUGCCUUACGCCGUUGCCAUCCUCUUCUUGAUUUCCCACCAGUAUGAGCUUGACCCCUUCCUCGUUUUCCUGGGCCAAUCAGAGUCUACGCCGUUCCGCACGCUGCCCAUUCGUGAACCAUAUGUCAAGAAGUUGCUGUUUGGGCGAGCGUUGUGGGUUACUGCCCUUGUUGCAGCAUGUACGGUUGCGUUGACAAUGAUUUUCUGGGCGGUUCCCGGCAAGCGCCUAUGA
This is a messenger RNA of Fibroporia radiculosa, 1209 nucleotides long. RefSeq lists its product as uncharacterized. Gene Ontology annotation, biological process: intracellular protein localization. Gene Ontology annotation, cellular component: plasma membrane. The record is from RefSeq and is a predicted model, not a curated record. The coding region runs from base 1 to 1209 and encodes 402 amino acids. NCBI's taxonomy places the organism in Eukaryota, Fungi, Basidiomycota, Agaricomycetes, Polyporales, Fibroporiaceae. The transcript has 3 exons.